Messenger RNA from Micropterus salmoides (largemouth bass), 778 nucleotides. Its product is annotated as leukocyte cysteine proteinase inhibitor 1-like. NCBI's taxonomy places the organism in Eukaryota, Metazoa, Chordata, Actinopteri, Centrarchiformes, Centrarchidae. The coding region runs from base 73 to 369 and encodes 98 amino acids. The transcript has 3 exons. The record is from RefSeq and is a predicted model, not a curated record.
ACAGUCGCAACACUUGAGGCGCAUCAAAACAUUAAGGUGACUUCUCCCUUAAAUUCAGAGGACUUUGUGACAAUGGCUGAACAAUGGGGUCCGACUAAGAAGGCCACUCUGCAGCAGAUCUCUGAGGACGUGAAGGAUCAAGUGGAGAAAACGACAGGAAAGGACUUUGAGAAAUACAGAGCAUGUCUAUACAGGAAGAGUGACACGAAUCCUGGGGUGAUGAAAGAAUUCCUCAUCAAGGUUAAUGUUGGAGGACCGGACUACAUUCAUCUGUGGGUCAGAAAGGAGGAUCAGACUUACAAGCUGUUUAAUGUAAAGCAGAAAGAAACUAAAGACAGCCCACUUGUACCUAUACCUGCAAAUGAGUAAUAAGUAAAUACAUACAGGCUGCAGUCUCAUAUUAAAAUGCUUCUUUCUUCUUUGUUUAAGUUGUUGGGAAACUAUAUUGAAGUAAACUCCUUAUAAAAGAGUUUAGCCUGGAGGGGUUGAAACCUCUUCCUGUGUCUGAAGAAUGUUAAUCAUCUAUUUACUGUACGUGUGAAGCAGGUUAAGGAGGAGUGCAGGUGGUGGAGGUUUGAGAUGUUGACAUGUCUUCAGCCAAGUAAAGAAAGAUUGAAUAACACCUGAGUGAAAUCAUGUCCGUCCUGUUGUUGGCCACAGUUAAUGUGCGUCAUGUCUUUCUAAGAACUGAGGAGGGAGCGCCUCUCCUUAGUCAUUUCUGUGUGAUGCUGAGGAUUGCUGUGGCUCUCAAGCAAUAAAGAUCUACUGAGAACCUGAA